AUGGCUACAAGCAAUUUAGAGCUUGAUUAUGAGUUCUUACCAUAUCUUAAAGUUUACAAAAAUGGCCAUGUUGAGAGACUUUUGGGUAUUGAUGCAAUUCCUCCAGGUAUUGAUUCUCAAUUUGGAGUUUCAUCAAAAGAUAUUUCAAAUAUAGUCCCUAAUUCUGAAGUUUAUGUUCGUAUUUAUCUCCCAAUUAAUUGUAAAAACAAAACAUUACCACUUGUUAUUUAUUUUCAUGGUGGAGGAUUUUGUAUGUUCACUCCCUCUUCAUCACUCUAUCAUAAUUAUCUUAACACCCUUGUGUCUGAAUCGCGAGUUAUCGCGAUUUCAGUUCAUUAUAGAAGGCCCCCUGAACACCCUGUACAUGUUGCAUAUGAAGAUUCAUGGCAAGUGCUACAAUGGGUUUUCGCCCAUUGUAAUGGCGACGGCCCUGAGCCUUGGGUGAAUGCACAUGCAAAUUUUACACGAGUUUUCUUAACUGGUGAUAGCGCAGGAGCUAACAUAGCACAUAAUAUGGCUAUGAAUGUUGGAAGUGUUGACCCAGAGCUUAUGGUUGAUAUUCUUGGUGUUGCUUUAAUCCACCCGUAUUUCUGGGGGUCGGAUCCAAUCGGGUCGGAGGGUUUGUACCCUGAUAAGAAGGCGGGUGUGGAUCGAAUGUGGUCGUUCGUAUGUCCGUCGAAUCCGGAUAAUGAUGACCCGAGGGUUAAUCCGAUUGCAAAAGGUGCACCAGGUUUAAUGAGCCUGGGAUGUCGUAGAGUCUUGAUUUGUGUGGCAGAAAAAGAUAUUUUGAAGGAUAGAGGGCGGGCCUAUUAUGAAGCGUUGGGCCAGAGCGGGUGGAUGGGUGUGGUUGAGAUUCAUGAAACACAAGGAGAGGACCAUGUAUUUCAUUUGCAUGAUUUGGACUCUCAAAAGUCCAAAGACUUGAUGAAGAAUUUGGCCCAUUUCUUCAAUAGGGAAAGGACUCAUUUUCUUUAA
This is a messenger RNA of Solanum verrucosum, 975 nucleotides long. RefSeq names its product probable carboxylesterase 2. Gene Ontology annotation, molecular function: hydrolase activity. NCBI's taxonomy places the organism in Eukaryota, Viridiplantae, Streptophyta, Magnoliopsida, Solanales, Solanaceae. The transcript has a single exon. The coding region runs from base 1 to 975 and encodes 324 amino acids. The record is from RefSeq and is a predicted model, not a curated record.